CACAGUACUGUCGUUUUUUCCCCACCGGCGCUAGAAAAGCAACCACGAACGUAGUCUUGUGGGAGAAUCCAUCUUAAAGAGAGCACUCCAGUUGCGUGGUUAGCGAACAAUUCUGCUACUUUACUUUAAACAAUCCUUUUUCCCCACUCAAUUGGCAACUGUAUUAGUACAAAAUGGCCGAUAUCGAGCAACAGUACAUGGAGACCUCAGAAAACGGCCACGAAGUCGACGACUUUAAUGGAGGCGACCAGGCGGAAGGGAACGACAGCAGUGUCUGUGGUGGCGCAGGGCCCGACGCGGACGACAAUUCGCAAAACGGCGGCACAGAAGGUGGUCAGAUCGACGCGAGCAAAGGCGAAGAGGAUGCGGGGAAAAUGUUUGUUGGUGGCCUCAGCUGGGACACGACCAAGAAGGAUCUCAAAGAUUACUUCUCCAAGUUUGGCGAGGUGUCAGACUGCACCAUCAAAAUCGACCAGACGACAGGCCGGUCACGAGGAUUUGGCUUCAUUCUUUUUAAAGAUCCCGCUAGUGUAGAAAAGGUUCUUGAACAGAAGGAGCACAGGCUGGACGGACGACAGAUUGACCCCAAGAAGGCUAUGGCCAUGAAGAAAGAUCCAGUCAAGAAGAUUUUUGUGGGGGGUCUUAACCCUGACACAGCGAAGGAGGUCAUUGAGGAAUACUUCAAAACAUUUGGAGAGAUCGAGACAAUUGAGCUUCCUCAAGAUCCCAAGACUGAAAAGAGGAGAGGUUUUGUCUUCAUCACAUACCAGGAAGAGGCUCAUGUGAAGAAAGUCAUGGAGAAGAAGUAUCACACUGUUGGUGGAAGCAAGUGUGAAAUUAAGAUCGCUCAACCCAAAGAGGUCUAUCAGCAGCAGCAGUAUGGCGCUCGCGGAUACGGUGGUGCACGUGGCAGGGGAGGUCGUCCAGGCCAGGGCCACAACUGGAAUCAAGGUUACAACAACUACUGGAACCAAGGAGGAUACAACCAGAACUAUGGCUAUGGACAGCAAAGCUAUGGCGGCUACGGUGGCUAUGGCGGCUAUGACUACUCUACUGGUUAUUACGGCUAUGGGGGUGGCUACGAUUACAACCAGGGCAAUACAAGCUAUGGGAAAACUCCAAGACGUGGCCACCCGAGUAGCUACAAGCCAUACUGAUCACACGUAGUGCAGGUCUAACGUAAAUAAGAAAGAGAUCCAUGGUCAGACCACAGCGAACAUGGGCUCUGGCUUUUCCUUUGGAGUUGGCAGAAAAUUUGGACUCAUGCUCCAUUUGUACAGAUCAAGUGAGGAACUGGGGAAGCAAAUGUCACUUUUCCACUUUUUAUUUUAUAUUGUUUUGUGUCCAUUUACAUUUCCAGUGACGGAAGUGUUAUUUUUACUGUACUUUUUGGUACCUUUUUGAAUCUAAUGUAUUGUAUGGUUGUAUUUUUACAUGUCUACUGGAUUUACAGACAAAACAGCAAGAGCUUUUAAAGCUCCCAAAUAAAACAAAUUAGGUUUUUUUUUUUCCUUUCAGUGUUUCUAGAUCUUUAGUUAUGUUCUCCCGUGCUGAGUGUUGGAUGCAAAUUGCAUGGCUUCGGCUGUGGGGUGAGGCAAAAAUAAGGGAUUGAAACCAAUCAAAGGUUCAUUGUAAGCGUGUUAAAUGAAUGUUUGCAGAUGGCCUAGUAGAAGACAACCAGCAUCAUUUUUUUUCCUUUCUUUUUUGGCUUUUAAGGAGUUUCUUCCCCCGUUUCGUGUUUGCAAUUUUUAAGUGGCUUUACUAGUGUGACACAACUGAACGCAAGCCUGUUAAAUGUAAGAGGGUACACCCUCUCUCACUGGAUACUCAUUCCUCUAGUGUCUUGGGCAAAUUGGUAGAAAUAAACUUUUGGUUUAUUACAAAUGGA
Molecule: messenger RNA, 1888 nt
Organism: Dunckerocampus dactyliophorus (ringed pipefish)
Lineage: Eukaryota; Metazoa; Chordata; Actinopteri; Syngnathiformes; Syngnathidae
Gene: hnrnpaba
Product: heterogeneous nuclear ribonucleoprotein A/Ba
Exons: 9
Coding region: 174-1157 (327 amino acids)
Biological process (GO): regulation of gene expression
Cellular component (GO): nucleoplasm
Molecular function (GO): RNA binding
Source: RefSeq, a predicted model, not a curated record